This is a messenger RNA of Malaclemys terrapin pileata, 1654 nucleotides long. It is a transcript of the gene HM13, whose product is annotated as histocompatibility minor 13. Gene Ontology annotation, biological process: membrane protein proteolysis. Bases 32 to 1159 code for a protein of 375 amino acids. Gene Ontology annotation, molecular function: aspartic endopeptidase activity, intramembrane cleaving. NCBI's taxonomy places the organism in Eukaryota, Metazoa, Chordata, Testudines, Emydidae. The record is from RefSeq and is a predicted model, not a curated record. The transcript has 12 exons. Gene Ontology annotation, cellular component: cytoplasmic side of endoplasmic reticulum membrane; membrane; lumenal side of endoplasmic reticulum membrane.
GAAGUGCGGACCGCGCUGGGAGCAGGCAGCGAUGGCGGAGCAGGCGACGGCUCCCUUGAGCGAAGCGCACAACGUGAGCGGGCCCGGGGAGGCCCCCGCCGCCGGCCCGGCGCGCCCGCCCGCCACCCCCGAGGGCAUGGCCCUGGCCUACGGCAGCCUGGUGCUCAUGGCGCUGCUGCCCAUCUUCUUCGGGGCGCUGCGCUCCGUCACCUGUGCCAAGAGCAAGAAUGCCUCAGAUAUGCCAGAGACGAUUACCAGUCGGGACGCUGCUCGCUUUCCCAUUGUCGCCAGUUGCACCCUCUUCGGACUCUACCUCUUCUUUAAAAUCUUCUCUCAAGAAUAUAUCAACCUGUUGCUCUCCAUGUAUUUCUUUGUCUUGGGGAUCCUAGCCCUGUCUCACACCAUCAGCCCCAUCAUGAACAAAUUCUUCCCGGCUAACUUCCCCAGCAAACAGUACCAGCUUCUCUUCACCCAGGGCUCAGGGGAAAACAAGGAAGAAAUAGUGAAUUAUGAGUUUGAUUCCAAGGACCUUGUUUGCUUGGCCAUGAGCAGUGUCGUUGGAGUCUGGUACCUGCUGAGGAAGCACUGGAUUGCAAACAAUCUCUUUGGACUGGCGUUCUCUCUCAACGGCGUGGAGCUCCUGCAUUUGAACAACGUCAGCACAGGAUGCAUCCUGCUCGGGGGCCUCUUCAUCUACGAUGUGUUCUGGGUUUUUGGCACCAACGUGAUGGUGACUGUUGCCAAAUCGUUUGAGGCACCAAUAAAACUGGUUUUCCCCCAGGAUCUGCUGGAGAAGGGGCUGGAGGCUGACAACUUUGCCAUGUUGGGCCUUGGAGAUGUUGUAAUUCCAGGGAUCUUCAUUGCUCUGCUGCUGCGUUUUGACAUCAGUUUAAAGAAGAACACUCACACGUACUUCUACACCAGCUUUGUGGCAUACAUCUUUGGACUGGGCCUGACCAUCUUCAUCAUGCACAUCUUCAAACAUGCCCAGCCAGCCCUGCUGUAUCUGGUCCCUGCCUGCAUUGGGUUCCCUCUCCUCGUGGCCUUGGUGAAGGGAGAAGUAACCGAAAUGUUCAGCUAUGAGGAGAAUUCCACGCCAAAGGAGGAGCCUGGGGACUCCAAAGACGCAAGGAUGGAAACGGAUAAAAAAGAGAAGUGACCUUGCACGCCUGGGCCAGGAUGGGCGUGUCGGGGCCAGGCUGGGAUCCAGGCCCCAUCGCAAGGGAUAAAGAUAAAGACCAAUUGUGUAUCAGCAUCGUUGUGUGUGCGUGUGUGUGUCGGGAUGGGAGAAUCUCUGUCUGAAGUCUUUCUGCCAUCCCGACGUUCCACCUGGGGCCUGUGUGUGUGUGUGUCGGGAUGGGAGAAUCUCUGUCUGAAGUCUUUCUGCCAUCCCGACGUUCCACCUGGGGCCUGUGUGUGUGUGUGUCGGGAUGGGAGAAUCUCUGUCUGAAGUCUUUCUGCCAUCCCGACGUUCCACCUGGGGCCUGUCCACGGCCACGCAGCGCUUUGGGCAGCUGCGCUCCCUUCUUUUAUUUCAUUUUUUGGUCAUCUCCUAAAUGGGUAGAAAAAAGGGGAGGGGGAAAACCAAGGGGCUGGUUUUUAAAUUUUGUAUUGUGGAUUCGCUUUCUCUCAUAUUAAACCAUCUCGAAGGAUG